AGCAUCGAUACAAAUCGAACAUAUUCAUUCUUUGGUCACACUGGGCAAGGUCUUACAUGAUUGAUAAUUUGUUAAUAAUUAAUUGAAUUCGCUAUGGCGGUGUUUUAUAGAAACGCUUUGCGAUGUUCUAUCAAUGGCUAUCGCUCGAUGUCUAUGUUUCCCAAACAUUACGCUGAACCUAUUAAAAAAAAAGAUAUGGAAGAAUUGAAUAAAAGUGAACUGACUAAGUUUUACCAUAUACCGAUAAAGCCAGCCCUAAACAGUUAUUCUGAUACUGUCUUUAACGACGAAAUCAAAGGGAAAAUGUUGAAUUAUAUAACAAAAAAUGGGAAUAAAAAUUUAGCCAGAGGACUUUUGUCAAGAACAUUAGAAAUAAUAAAACGUGCGCAGACUGAGCGUAUGCACCUGUCCCCAGACGAUAAACAGAAAGUUAAUACAAAUGCAGAAAAGAUAUUAAUAGAUGCUGUGGAAAAUAGUAGACCACUGCUUCAGCUGACAUCUAUAAAGCGUGGUGGCGUUAACUAUCAAGUUCCGGUUCCUAUAACGAAAAAAAGGUCUUACUUUCUCUCAAUGAAAUGGCUUUUAGAUGCCGCAUUUGAAAAAGAUAAUAAAGUAGGCCUUCCAGAGAGACUAGCUUGGGAAAUACUGGACGCUGCUCAUGGCCAAGGUAGAGUUAUAAAAAGAAAAGAUGAUCUGCAUAAGCAGUGUGAAAGUAAUCGUGCAUACGCACAUUAUCGGUGGAGCUAAUCGG
Messenger RNA from Drosophila subobscura, 751 nucleotides. It is a transcript of the gene mRpS7, whose product is annotated as 28S ribosomal protein S7, mitochondrial. Bases 94 to 747 code for a protein of 217 amino acids. Gene Ontology annotation, molecular function: structural constituent of ribosome; mRNA binding; rRNA binding. The record is from RefSeq and is a predicted model, not a curated record. The transcript is spliced from 2 exons. Gene Ontology annotation, cellular component: ribosome. NCBI's taxonomy places the organism in Eukaryota, Metazoa, Arthropoda, Insecta, Diptera, Drosophilidae. Gene Ontology annotation, biological process: ribosomal small subunit assembly; translation.